GCCUUUUGUUCUUCCCAUCCCAGGGUUAGGGUGGCUCUUUGCAGGCUCACAGUGGACUUGGCAAAGCGGCACAGUGGAGUCGCGCUGGAGCUUCCCAAACGCCAGCACAACAGGCGCUGAAGGCGGGGUUGCAGCGACAAUCGAGAGGCUGGUGGGGUUCGGCCUUUGGAGCUUUCGACCCGAUCCUCAAUCUCUUUUCCAUGCUUCCGUCAUUCCGCUCAGCCCUCUCUUUCAAGACCUUGACCGCCCUCCCGGACCCUGCGUACAUACAUACUUGCACUUUUUCCAAAAACCCCCGCAUCAGAACGCAACUGACCUUCGUUCUGCAUCACCCCUCAACACCAAAUCUUAACUACCUCCUGCGCAUUGGUCCGCACCCGCUCGCCAGCCUUUCCUUGGAGAUUCGACCUACUACGUAACAAGGCGUGCGACCAUGCCGGUCUCCAUCGAGGAGUUGGACGCCACCGUUCGGGCCUUCUACGAGGGCCGCGGCGAUCAGCAAAAAGCUGCCCAGGCCGCUCUGAACCAGUUCAAAGAGGAUCCCGAUGCCUGGUUGAUGGUGGAUGAUAUUCUGUCGAGGGCGACGUACGAGCAAACCAAAUUUCUGGGUUUGCAAGUCCUCGACAAUGUGAUUACGACAAGGUGGAAAGUCCUCCCACGGGACCAGUGUCAAGGAAUUCGCAACUUCGUCGUGCAAUACAUCCUGCAGUGCUCCAACAGCGAGGAGGCUCUCAAGACUCACCGCACUCUUCUAAACAAGCUCAACCUCGUCCUCGUCUCGGUUCUAAAGCAAGAAUGGCCGCACAACUGGCCUACGUUCAUCAACGAGAUCAUCUCCGCUUGCCACUCGAGUCUGUCCGUAUGCGAGAACAACAUGAUCAUCCUACGCCUGCUCUCCGAGGAGGUCUUCGACUACUCCGCCGAGCAGAUGACGUCGACGAAAACGCGCAACCUGAAGACAACCAUGUGCGCCGAGUUUUCCCAAAUCUUCCAGCUCUGCCAGGAGAUCCUCAACAGCGCCGACCAGCCAAGCCUCAUCAAGGCCACCCUGGAGACCCUCUUGCGCUUCUGCAACUGGAUUCCGUUGGGAUACAUCUUCGAGACACCGCUGAUCGAGACGCUCCGGACAAGGUUUCUCGAGGUGCCAGAGUUCCGGAACAUCACGCUGCAGUGCUUGACCGAGAUUGGUGGCCUGCAAACAGGAGGCCCGGGCCAAAUGAACACGUACGACGAGCAGCUGGUCAAGAUGUUCACCGAGGUCUUGACAUCCAUUUCCAAUAUCAUCCCCCUGGACAUGGACCUCAAGACGACAUAUCCGCAAAGCAAUUCCCGCGACCAGGAGUUUAUCCAGAACUUGGCCCUAUUUCUCUCCAACUUCUACGGCAUGCAUUUGCCGCUCAUUGAGAACCUACCGAACCGAGACUUCCUUACCCACGGUCACUUCUACCUUAUCCGGAUCUCCCAGAUCGACGACCGCGAAAUCUUCAAGAUCUGCCUCGAUUACUGGCUCAAACUUGUCCAAGAGCUGUACGAGGAGAUGCAGUCGCUGCCCAUUUCCGACAUGACCUCGAUGUCUCUGGGGGGAGUGAUGGGUGGCGGCGGCGCACCAAACCCGGCUCUGCUCACUAACUACCCGCUCCGCAAGCACAAGUAUAACGAGGUCUUGUCAAACCUGCGGGUGGUCAUGAUCGAGAAGAUGGUCAGGCCGGAGGAAGUCCUGAUUGUGGAGAACGAAGAGGGCGAGAUCGUGCGCGAGUUCGUCAAGGAGACCGACACGGUUCAACUUUACAAGACGAUUCGGGAAUGCCUCGUCUACCUUACCCAUCUGAAUGUUAUCGACACCGAGCAGAUCAUGACGGAGAAGCUGGCGCGGCAGGUGGACGGGUCCGAAUGGUCGUGGCACAACUGCAACGUUCUCUGCUGGGCCAUCGGUUCGAUUUCCCUGGCCAUGAACGAGGAGACAGAGAAGCGGUUCCUCGUCACCGUCAUCAAAGACUUGCUCGGACUUACCGAGAUGAAGCGCGGCAAGGACAACAAAGCCGUGGUGGCCAGCAACAUUAUGUAUAUUGUGGGACAAUAUCCGCGUUUCCUCAAGGCACAUUGGAAGUUUUUGAAGACAGUUGUCAACAAGCUCUUCGAGUUCAUGCACGAAUCCCACGAAGGCGUCCAGGACAUGGCCUGCGAUACUUUCAUCAAGAUCGCCAAGCAGUGCAGGCGUCACUUCGUUGCGCUCCAACCUAGCGAGAACGAGCCGUUCAUCGAGGAGAUUAUCCGCAAUCUUGGUAAGAUCACUUGCGAUCUGACUCCUCAACAAGUUCACACGUUCUACGAGGCCUGUGGCUAUAUGGUGGCGGCUCAGGGGAAUAGAAAUCAACAGGAGCGGCUGCUGUCUGAGCUCAUGGCCAUCCCGAACGCGGCCUGGGAUGAGAUCAUCAAGCAGGCGACCAUGAACCCAGCCAUCCUGCAGGACGCCGAUACUAUCAAGAUCAUUGGCAACAUCAUGAAGACCAAUGUGUCGGCCUGCUCGUCUAUCGGGCCCUACUUCUUCCCCCAGAUCGGCCGCCUAUACAACGACAUGCUGCAGAUGUAUGCGGCAACCAGCCAGCUUAUCUCUGAGGCGGUUGCCCGUGAAGGCGAGGUUGCGACCAAGAUGCCCAGGGUCCGCGGUCUGCGGACCAUCAAGAAGGAGAUCCUGAAGCUUGUCGAGACCUUUGUCGACAAGGCGGAGGAUCUGCAGGCGGUUCGCACCCAGAUGGUGCCUCAACUGCUCGACUCGGUGCUGGUUGAUUACAGCCGCAACGUCGCUGGCGCUCGCGAUGCCGAGGUCUUGAAGGCUAUGACAGCUAUGAUCACCAAACUUUCGGGCCUUAUGGAGGACCAAGUACCCGUGAUCAUGGAGAACGUCUUCGAGUGCACUCUAGACAUGAUCAACAAGGACUUCUCCGAGUUCCCCGAGCAUCGCGUCGAGUUCUUCAACCUUCUCCGGGCCAUCAACCUUCACUGCUUCCCUGCCCUCCUGAAGCUUGAUAACCGGCAGUUCAAGUUCGUCAUCGAUUCUUGCCUGUGGGCGAGCAAGCACGACAACCGCGACGUCGAGACGGCCGGGCUGAACAUGUGCCUGGAGCUGAUCAACAACAUCGCCGAGAAGACUGACGUGCAGACUUCGAAUGCUUUCUUCAACCAGUUCUUCAUCACGAUCCUGCAGGAUGUCUUCUUUGUCCUGACGGACCAGGACCACAGGGCCGGUUUCAAGACGCAGUCGAUGCUGUUGAUGCGGCUGUUCUACUUCAUCCACCCCGCCGACGCGACGCAACCGAAGAUCCAGGGGCCCAUCUACCAGCCCGACCAGGCGCAGGCCGGCACGAGCAACCGCGAGUUCCUAGGCAACUUUGUUAGCACCCUAUUGCAGAACGCGUUUGGCAAUCUCACUCCCGCCCAAAUCACGGCCUUUGCCGAGAGCCUCUUCACCCUCAACACGCAGUACGAUAAGUUCCGACUGACGUUGCGCGACUUCCUCAUCGCGCUCCGCGAGUUUGCCGGCGACAACGCGGAGCUGUACCAGGUCGAGAAGGAGCAGCAGGAGCGCGACGCCACGGCGGCCGACCGCGAGCGCCGGUCCAAGGUUGGCGGCCUACUCAAGCCGUCAGAACUCGAGGAGGACGAGCUUUGACUACUGGGCGAGGAGCUAAGGACGGAGUUUGCGCCCUCCCAUGAUGAGGUGGGGGAGGCGGCGGCGGGUGAUGGUGGUGGUGGGGGCAGUGGUGACGGUUGGGAGUUUUACGGGUUGUGACAUCUCCUUCUCGUCUCGGU
Messenger RNA from Chaetomium fimeti, 3810 nucleotides. Its product is annotated as CRM1 C terminal-domain-containing protein. The record is from RefSeq and is a predicted model, not a curated record. The transcript is spliced from 11 exons. Gene Ontology annotation, cellular component: cytoplasm; nucleus. Lineage: Eukaryota; Fungi; Ascomycota; Sordariomycetes; Sordariales; Chaetomiaceae. The coding region runs from base 434 to 3670 and encodes 1078 amino acids. Gene Ontology annotation, molecular function: nuclear export signal receptor activity; small GTPase binding. Gene Ontology annotation, biological process: ribosomal large subunit export from nucleus; ribosomal small subunit export from nucleus; protein export from nucleus.